CUAGUUUCAUUAGGCAGCCGCCGCGAGCUGAGCCCUACUCCCCAACCUCCCGCUGCCUUCUUCCUCGCACAACGCGCCGCCGCUCCUCCGACUCCGCGGCCUCCCCACUGCGCCGGCAAGCUAACGCUUUACAGUAGGGCCAUGGGAGAGCCGAGCAAGGAGCUCCUGGACCUGCCUUCCGAACCCAGGCCGCCCGCCUUCAUCGAGUCGCUUCUCGCUGGCAGGGACCAGCAGCAGGACAAGGAAGGGAAGCGCAAGCCGGAGCCGCCCACUGCCCCACUUCCCAAAAGCCAAGUUCUUGGGAAAGUGAAGGAUUUCUUGGGCGAGAUUGCAAAGGCGAACCAGAAGUUGCAGCUCGACACACAAAACAAGCCUCCUGAGGAGUAUGAUAUUGAAGCCCUUACUGGGAACGAGAAGGAGUACAUUGAGAUGGAUUUACUUCUUGGUGUUGCUGAUCUUCAUUCGGAGCAAGCUGUGGAGGCUGCUGAAGCAACAGUGAAUGGCCUCCGGCCUUCAGGAAUGCCAUUUCCUUGCAGCUCAUCUGACUCGGAAGAUGAUAGCGAUGAAGAUGGUGGUGACAGACCUAUCGUGCCUGACAAAGAUAAAUGUAAAGGCCCAGAUGAAGCUGAGACAGAUCCAGCAAAAGGAAAGAAGCCCAAUAAAAGACAGAAGAUUGUUGUUCUCAACUAGUGUCCUCGAGUAAGGGUCUGUUUGGAUGUUUGGAUGGGCUAAAGUUGAGUGCUAAACUUCUAGCACUCAUACCAUAUGCUAAAGUUUUUGAGUCUUGGCUAAAAUUUAGCUCACCCCAUUAGCACUUCUAUUUGGAUAAGCUAGUUGUUAAAGUUUAGCACUUUUGAACAUUAGCAUUUGGAUCCAAACACCCCCUGAAGUAAGAGUAGGAGCGGUGCUCUCAAAAAGCACACUGUAUGAGAAUGUGUCCAAGGCAUGGUAUCACCAGAAGUUACUAUUUCAGCGUUCUAUUAUGUUCAGAUCAACUAUCAUAGGGGCUAGAUGAUGUCAUUUAAGGCCCUGCUCCACUUAUACAAAGCGUACCAACGGCGUUCUUUUUCCUUUUGUGAAAAGUAAAUAGUGAUGCGUACAAGUGUAUGAUCCAUUGGUUCCUUCUAUUCAAAAAAGAAUCUAUUGGUUACUUGCCGUUA
Molecule: messenger RNA, 1160 nt
Organism: Panicum hallii
Lineage: Eukaryota; Viridiplantae; Streptophyta; Magnoliopsida; Poales; Poaceae
Exons: 5
Coding region: 142-690 (182 amino acids)
Biological process (GO): box C/D snoRNP assembly
Molecular function (GO): box C/D methylation guide snoRNP complex binding
Source: RefSeq, a predicted model, not a curated record